Messenger RNA from Phytophthora nicotianae INRA-310, 466 nucleotides. RefSeq lists its product as hypothetical. The transcript has a single exon. Bases 29 to 325 code for a protein of 98 amino acids. Lineage: Eukaryota; Oomycota; Peronosporomycetes; Peronosporales; Peronosporaceae. The record is from RefSeq and is a predicted model, not a curated record.
AAUUUGCACAACUGCUGAAGAAGACACGAUGUCGAGCGGCGUGUACAUCGCCGUUUAUUGCCUCGUCGUGCUUGCGAUGCUGCUGGUGGCUGGGUACGCCUACUAUGCGUGGCAAGGAUAUCGGCAAGCGAUGCGCGACGCGCUGGUGCGACGACACGAGCGCGACUUGGAGCGAGGACAGCACAUGGAUCAAAACAACUUCUGGCGUCGAACGGACCCUCGCAGCCCGCCGUCAGUGAUUGAAGCGGUGCCGGUGGCGUUCCAAACGCCAUUCAUUAGGCCCACAGAGGUGACCUACACUACCGGGAUCAAGGUCGACCUUUAACCUCGAUAUUCUGUUGCUGUCAGUACCACACGCCGUUCUACUAAACUAAACAUGUUGAAUUAUUGUGCUAAAACUUGUUGGCAUGGCUUGACGCCAUCGUGGGCUCUCAGUUAUCUAUCCGCUAAGCGUCUUACCUCCAUC